ACAGACCUAGGAAGUUGUACCAAGUGUGAGCCAAAAUGGAGGAGAGUUCAAUGUUCCAUGGUUUUAAAAACAUUUAUGUUACUAUUUUUGCUCUCUUCUUUUUCUUUAAGCUCUUAAUCAAAGUUUUCUUGGCUCUCUUAACCCAUUUCUAUAUCGUCAAAGGAAACAGAAAAGAGGCUGCUAGGAUAUCAGAGGAGAUCUAUGGAGGAGUCUCAGAAUCCUGGGCUGAUCGAUCCCUACUUCAUGAAGCUGCAUCUCAAGGGCGUCUCCUUGCUCUCAAAACUUUAAUUGCACAAGGAAUCAAUGUGAACCUCGUGACAAUAAAUCGUGUCUCCUCUCUUCAUGAAGCCUGUCUUGGAGGCCAUGUUGCAUGUGCAAAAGUCUUACUGGAGCAUGGUGCCCAUGUGAAUGGAACCACUGUGCAUGGAGUCACACCUCUCUUUAAUGCAUGUUGUAGUGGGAGCCCUGCCUGUGUCAACCUGCUCCUUGCAUUUGGAGCCAAGCCACAACUGGAUGACCACCUGGCUUCACCCAUCCAUGAGGCUGUGAAGAGAGGUCACAGGGAGUGUAUGGAAAUCCUGCUAGCAAAUAAUGUUAAUAUUGACCAAGAAGCUCCCCAGCAUGGAACUCCACUAUACGUGGCCUGCAACUAUCAGAGGACCGACUGUGUCAAGAAGCUCUUGGAGCUAGGAGCCAGUGUUGACCAAGGCAAAUGGUUAGAUACCCCACUGCAUGCAGCGGCCAGGCAAUCCAGUGCAGAAGUCAUUGAUCUAUUAGCAGACUAUGGUGCAAGCCUGAGACGCUUAAACCAUCAAGGCAAGCGUGCUCUCGAUCUGGCAGCUCCCCAGAGCAGUGUGGAACAGGCACUCCUCCUUCGGGAAGGUCCUUCUUCACUGGCCCAGCUUUGCCGUCUGUGUAUUCGAAAGUGCUUGGGUCGAUCCUGUCAUUAUGCUAUCUACCAACUGUGUCUUCCAGAGCCACUUGAAAAAUUCCUCUUAUAUCAAUAGAUAAAAAUCUAUAAAGCAGAAAGGUACUUGAAAAAAAUGGAUGACAGCUUUACUCUAGAUACUUAGUCAUGCUUUCCUACGCUUAUACUUACAGAUCUCUAUAAGGACUAAGGCAAUUCAUUACAGGAAAACAUCGAUUCAUUCUUUCAACUUAUAGGAUGGGAUGUGGUGAUUAAUUUUAUCUUCUGGCUAACUGGUGGGGUAAACAACGUCUUUUUUUUAAUUUAAUUUUAGUUCUUACUGAUGAAAAGCUUUCUAAAACAUCUUUUCUAUCCCCAUUACAUACAAUGUAGUGAAUGUAAUAGAUUUAUUUGGUGAUUGAAGUUCUUAUAGUAAACUGGGAUCAUCAUUGGGAACAUUUGUGAUCAUUAUACAUUACUAAAUAUAGGUGGAGAAGAUUAAGAUGAAUGAAUGUUUUCUUCGGUAUAUACUCUCAAAGUUUCUUUUUUGAAUAAUAAAUCUCUGGUUAUUAUC
This is a messenger RNA of Trichosurus vulpecula (common brushtail), 1481 nucleotides long. It is a transcript of the gene ASB11, whose product is annotated as ankyrin repeat and SOCS box containing 11. Bases 36 to 1007 code for a protein of 323 amino acids. Lineage: Eukaryota; Metazoa; Chordata; Mammalia; Diprotodontia; Phalangeridae. The record is from RefSeq and is a predicted model, not a curated record. Gene Ontology annotation, biological process: intracellular signal transduction; positive regulation of protein catabolic process; protein ubiquitination. The transcript has 7 exons. Gene Ontology annotation, molecular function: protein binding.